Molecule: messenger RNA, 2989 nt
Organism: Acinonyx jubatus (cheetah)
Lineage: Eukaryota; Metazoa; Chordata; Mammalia; Carnivora; Felidae
Product: proline-rich proteoglycan 2-like
Exons: 3
Coding region: 1085-1888 (267 amino acids)
Source: RefSeq, a predicted model, not a curated record
ACACAGAAGGGCCCAUGGACACAGGGCACAGGAAGCACCAGAGUGUUGGGGGCAGAGGCCUGAGUUGGGGCGGCAGGCUGCAGGCUUGAGAUUCGAACACGCUUGGGCACGACCGCCCGCUGCUGCCCAGUCCCUGGCCCUGGUGAUCUAGGACACGGGGAACGCCCGCGCUGUGUGGGAGGUGGACAAGGGGCGGUGGGGCCAUGGACACAGGACUGUCCAGUUCCACAGGAGGCUCCAAACUUCUGCCUCCUCCCACCCGAGAACCUCCCACGUCAGAAAGGAGGCCACUGAGCUGCUGUCACUCGGGGCACGACCAACACAACAUGUGCGCUUUUCUGCUGACAUCAGCCGAGUCUGCCGCUCUCCGGACACCAGCCGGGGGUCCUGCGACUGCACUCAAUCCCGAUACCAACCGCCAACGCCUCUUCCGAGGAACAGCCCGCAGCUGUCUUGAAAGCCGAGGUCCGGGAACUACUUUUUUGAUCCGCAGGCGCAGAGCGGCGGCCCCAACGCAGCCUGUGCGCAGACGCGUGGCUCUGCUCGCGGCCUCCCUGCGGGCGGCUCGUGGAAAGCAGGGCCAGGCGGGGGCAGACGCCCGCAUCUCCCGGAGGGGCCCCAGGAGGAGACGCAGGGAACCACGCAGACCCAACCCGCCCCACAGACCGAUCCGCGGAGCCGCCCCGCGACCACCCCCGCACACGAGGACCUGUGCCGCAGUGUCCACAGCAGGGCAGAGUCCGCCCACAGAGGAGGGUGGGCAACACGGGGCCCAUCCACAGGAUGGAAUACCACCCUGCCUCAGACAGGAAGGGGAUUCUGACGCGCGCUCCGACACGGACGCACCCGGAGGACGUCGCGCCCGCGGAAAGCCGCCGCCACAGGAACCUGCUGUGGUUCCCCUUCUGGGAAGUCCCUGGAGGGGUCCAAGCCACAGACGCGGGGAGUAGGCGGUGGGCACCGGAGCCAGUGCCAACUGACCUGGGGUUUCAUUUGGGGACAGCAAAAUGUCCUGGGCCCAGAGAGAGGCGAUGUCACACGAGCUCAUGAAUGCCCUAAACGGCACCGAGUUGCUCCCCUCAACAUGGUUAUUCUGUGCCAGGUGAACGUGGCCUCGGUAAAGGAGCCGGAAGCCGCCCUGCGAGGCCCGGGGGCCCGUCCCCCAGCAGACAGGGCCCCGGGCGAGCAGGCGGGCAGCGUGCCGCACCCGCCCUCCCUCCCCGGAUUCCGCCAGGCACCCCCGCUGCCUCACUCCCACCGCCGCGCACCGCCCCGCGGUCUCCCGCCUUUGCCGGGCCCCCCACGGCGCAGCCACUCGACGCCCAACGUAACGGACAAAGAAGCCAAGAGGGUGGGCCGGGAGCACCAGCCUCCACGGGCGGAAAGACCGGCCAAAGGGCCCGAGUGCCCCACGCGCCCCGCCCCAACGCUCAUCCAGGGGUCUGAGAAGGGAACUCUGGCCCCACUUUAUGACCCUACGGGAACGGAGGCAGGUGUCAGACUCGGCCCCACGUCGCGGCAGCACAACAGCAAAAAGGAGAGGCAACCCGCAGGUCCAUCCCCAGGCGGACAGACAGAUAAAGUACCCCAUCCACACGCAGAACGUCGCGGGAAAGAGGCACGGACGUAUCCCGCAACACCAACCUCGCACGCGGGCCGCUCAGUGGGGAAAGCCAGGGAACAGGGCACACGGCGUGACUCCACUGACGGGACACGUCCGGAGCAGGCAAGCCCGCGGACACCGAGAGCACAGUGGGUGGGGAGUGACCACUACCGGGUACACAGUUUCUUUUGGGGGCAGGUGAUGGGAAUGUUCCGGAACGAGACAGAGCUGGUGGGUGCACAACACUGUGGAUGUGCUAAAUGCCACUGCAUUGUUGAGUACUAAGCGGUUAAUUUUAUGCGCGUUUCACCUCAUUUUUUAAAACAGAAGAAACCGUGAAAAAAUCAAUUAAUUUAGAAUCACAGACCGGUGGUGGCAGAGAAAGUUGGAGCAGAGAGAGGCCGGUGUGUCUGACAUCCUUCCCGCCGUCACGGCCCGAGGUUCCCACACUCGUUGCACACCCUGCAGGACAGCGUCCUUAGGACAUGUGACUGAUGCACUCGGGACAGGGGAUGGCCCCGUUCCCUGUUGUGACCUCAGGCCUGUUACUUCCCCGCCCCUCCAAGAGCCUCGAAGCCCCCGCUGCCCAGCGUCAGCCGGAAUCCAGCUGUGUCCUGAGCAGGACUCACGUGCGUGUGUGCACGUGCUCGUGUGCACUCACGCACCAUGCACCGUGUCACAUCCACAUCUGCAUGCACAGACACAUGCCCAUGUUUGCGUGUGAUGGUGUGUGCUCAUUUGCGUGCGUGUCCGUGCACGUGUGUUCUGAGAAGGCGGCUGUGGCACAGCUCCAUCCAAAGAAACACCAUAUGAGCCACAGACUCAACUUUUUUUUUUUUAAGAUUUUAUUAAAUAAUCUCUAGGGGCGCCUGGAUGGCUCAGUCGGUUAGGUGUCCGACUUUGGCUCAGGUCAUCAUCUCACAGUUCGUGGGUUCGAGCCCUGCGUCAGGCUCCGUGCUGACAGCUCGGGGCCUGGAGCCUGCCUUGGAUUCUGUGUCUCCCCCUCUCUCUGCCCCUUCCCCUGCUCACACUCUGUCUCCCUCUGUCUCAAAAAUAAAUAAAAACAUUAAAAAAAAUUUUUUUAAAUAAUAAUCUCUACACCCAGCGUGGGGCUGGAACUCACAACCCCGAGAUCAAAAGCCGCACAAUCCUCCGACAGAGCCAGCCGAGCGCCCCUCAGCUGUUAAGUUUUCCAGGAGCUGCCCAUAUCGUAAAAGGAAAAGGAAACACAGAAUUAAUGUGAAUGACACACCUAACUGGAUCGGUCUAAAACACUACCACCCGGCCAAGUAACGCAUAUAGCGCGUUAUUCACCUGCCAUCUCGCGAUCUGUGCCAAGUCUCCCCGUCGGGUGGGUCUCCGCCCCGAAGCCCCUCGCUGCGGGCC